Molecule: messenger RNA, 2472 nt
Organism: Lasiodiplodia theobromae
Lineage: Eukaryota; Fungi; Ascomycota; Dothideomycetes; Botryosphaeriales; Botryosphaeriaceae
Product: Potassium transporter
Exons: 8
Coding region: 1-2472 (823 amino acids)
Biological process (GO): potassium ion transmembrane transport
Cellular component (GO): membrane
Molecular function (GO): potassium ion transmembrane transporter activity
Source: RefSeq, a predicted model, not a curated record
AUGGAAAGAGAAAACACCUCCUCGAAGCAAUCAUCGCUUUCCCAGAGUACCAACCACGCGGCUCUCCGGCCUCGUGGUCCUCCUGACCGCAACGCGCCCCUGGACGAGAAGGACGUCGAUCAGUACUACGACGAGGAAGCUAGCAUUGAUAUCCAGCCCCAGGAGCGAGAUCUAAAGCACAAGCAGGUGUUCUCUGGGUGGACUCUUUUAUUGCUGGCGUACCAAUCUACCGGUGUCAUCUACGGUGAUAUUGGGACAAGCCCGCUCUACGUUUACUCCAGCACCUUCAGUUCGCAGCCAUCGCAUGACGACCUUCUUGGCGCACUUUCCUUGAUCAUCUGGGCCAUCACUCUCAUCGUCACGGUCAAAUAUGUGCUCAUCGUUCUUUCCGCAAAUGACGAGGGUGAAGGCGGUACAUUUGCCAUCUACAGCUUGCUUGCGCGCUACUGUCACAUCACGAAGCAAGACCCAAAGAAGAAAUCCUCAUACCAGCUGAAACGAUGGCACACACACGAGCUCCGGACGAGCAACCUGAAAAUCAGAAAUUUCCUGGAGAAUAGCCGUGCCAUGCAUGGCCUCCUCAAGGCGCUUUCCGUCUUCGGCGUCAGCCUUAUUCUAGCAGACAGUAUUCUGACACCGGCGCAAUCGGUGCUGGGAGCUGUACAAGGCCUGAAGGUGGUCCGAGAGGACAUCGGAACUGACACGAUCGUUGGAGUCUCGUGCGCCAUUCUCGUCUUGCUUUUCAUGCUGCAGCCGCUGGGAAUCUCGAGGCUCGCUAGCGGAUUUGCGCCGGUGGUGAUUGUCUGGCUUCUCCUGAACUUCUGUUUCGGUGUGUACAACCUCGCCAAGUAUGAUGCGUCAGUGUUGAAGGCGUUCUCUCCGUACUUCGCUGGUCAAUUCUUCGUGCGCAAUAAGACGGAUGGAUGGCUUGCUCUGGGAGGCAUCUUGUUGGCUUUCACGGGUGUUGAGGCGCUUUUCGCGGACUUGGGUGCCUUCUCGCAAAGAGCCAUUCAACUGUCAUGGUUGUGCCUUGCAUACCCAUGCCUCCUUGUUGCAUACAUCGGUCAGGCCGCAUACAUUUCAGAGAACGAGGGAGCCUAUGCCAACCCCUUCUUCGAGUCUGUACCGCCGGGCAUGUUCUACCCUUCACUGGUCAUAUCUAUUCUGGCAGCCAUCGUAGCCUCUCAGGCUCUCAUCACUUCUGCAUUCCAACUUUUGGCGCAAGUGAUGAACACCAGCUACUUCCCUCAGAUCAAGAUGGUCUACACCAGCGACAAGUUCCACGGUCAGGUUUACAUUCCCUUUGCCAACUGGCUCAUCAUGAUCGGCACGGUAAUUGUUACCGCUGUCUACAACAACACCACCAAACUCGGCCAUGCCUACGGAUUCUGCGUCGUCCUGGUCACAUUUAUCACAACUUGCCUUGUCGCUCUGGUGGCACUGAUCGUCUGGCGCACGCACUGGUGGAUAGUGGUCCCAGUGUGGCUGAUCUUCCUUACCUUGGACGGCCUCUUCCUCUCGUCGGCGGCAACCAAAUUUGUCGAUGGCGCUUGGUUCACCUUCGUCCUCGCUCUCAUCCUCGCCAGCUUCUUCAUCCUCUGGCGUUACGGCAAGGAGCAGCAAUGGAAGUGCGAAGCCAAGCAUCACCUGCGGCCGCAGGAUCUCCUCAUCAAGGACGGAACCGGCAAAACGAAACUAGCUGAGAAGCUCGGUGGCGGCGACAUCUUCACCGUCAAAGGCCUCGGCAUCUUCUUCGACAAAGCAGGCGGCGCCAAGAUGCCGGCUGUGUACGAAGAGUUCAUCCGCAAGUUCCAGGCGCAGCAAGACGUCCACGUCUUCCUGCACCUGCGCGCGCUGCAGAUCCCACAUGUCGCCGAUGAGGACCGCUUUGAGAUCGCGGCGACGCGCCAGCCCAGCUGCUACCGCGUCGUUCUGCGCCACGGCUACAACGACCAUCCCGUCAACGCCGACCUGGGCGCCGUCGUCUACGCGAAACUGCGCGAGGCGAUUCAGUCGUCUGCGUUCUCUCCCGGGGUGCCGCCGCCUGUUGCUACUGCGACCACUCCGGUUCCGGAAAACAACACGAAUCCGGACGCGAAUGCGGAUGCGGAUGCCGCUGCGGCUCCUCCUGUCGCGGAGACGGCGGAAGUUUCUGCAGGUGACUACGACCCCAUUGAUAUCGCGGGACAUUCUACAGGUCUUUCCUACUCGCCGGUAGAGAGCCGCGAUGGCAACUGGCUUCGUCCGACGGUAUCGGAGCGGCUCGCGGCGCUGGAGUCGGCUUAUGCGACGCAAGUUGUGUACAUCGUCGGCAAGGAACAGCUGCGGCUGUUGGAGAACAAGAACGGUCUCUUCAAGCGCGUUGUGCUGAGCAUAUUCCUGUGGUUCAGGGAUAACACGAGGGCGAAGGUGGCCAAGAUGAAUAUCCCGGUUGACAAAUUGGUCGAGGUGGGGUUUGUGAGAGAGAUUUGA